This is a messenger RNA of Lactuca saligna, 1092 nucleotides long. Lineage: Eukaryota; Viridiplantae; Streptophyta; Magnoliopsida; Asterales; Asteraceae. The record is from the annotation of a GenBank genome assembly.
AUGGAAGCUACAUCUUCCAAAAGACCAAGACACACCAAAUCAUCCGCCCGCCGUCGGAGGCCUAGAUCCCCAUCCCCUCCAUCUAGAUCUCCAUCACCUCCAUCUAGAUCCCCAACACCUCCAGCCGACCCGUCUCAUUGUGGUGUCGUAUGUCUUGGCCCAAUUCAACAAGGCAAACUUGAUCAAGUCAAAACCCUGUUUCGCAACAUAGGGUGGCACGGCUUGUUGAGGGUCCAUGAAUUGAGCUAUAAAGUCCCAACAGCUGAGUUUCUAUCCUCAGUGUAUUUGGACCAUGGGAUCCUCUCCUUCCGUCUAAUGAAUCAAGACUAUGAGAUCUCUUUAGAUCAAAUCAAUGCCAUUGUGGGGGCCCCAACGGAAAACACAUUUGGCCCCACCGACCCAAUUCAAGGAUAUUUUGACUUAACGUGGUGGACCCAACUCACCCGAUUACACCCAUAUGUCUCUAGUGCCGCUAAAGCCUCAUCACUCAUCCAUCCCAUGAUGAAGGUAGUUCAUAGAAUCAUUGCUUCGCUCGUCCCCCCUAGAGAGGAGCGAAGCACCAUCAGCGCGCUAGAACUCAAAAUCCUCUAUGCAAUGACCCAUCCCGAGAACAACCUCAUUCCUCAUCAUGGUCGGUUUUUGUGUCACAAACUCAUCCGCCUAAGCACAUCCCGAUCGGGAAAGAUUGUUUGCGGGGGUAUUGUCAGUAUGCUCGCCAAGAGCGCCCAAAUCCGAGCCCCAUACCCCGGUCCCCACCAGCCACUGUCGGGUGAGCCUUACCUCACCACUACUGUCCUUGAGUCCAUGCGACUCUUCCGUUCGGCAGACGAUGGCACACAUCACUGGACCGUGGGUCAAAAUCAUGAUCCCAAGCUCUUCAUCACACCCGACAACAAAGGAAUUCUUGAUCUCCGAGACCCCAAUCAUAUGACCGACUGGCAAAUCACACCAUAUCUUUUCCCCAAUUCCUUCUCUGAAGAGGAAGAAGAGGAAGAUGGUGAUGAUAAUGAUGAUGAAGAGGAGGACCACCAUGCUUCUCCUGCCGGUGGUGCCAGCUCAUCCCAUUAUGCUACACCCCCGUCUUAUCAUUAG